Messenger RNA from Biomphalaria glabrata, 3426 nucleotides. RefSeq lists its product as uncharacterized. Bases 866 to 2560 code for a protein of 564 amino acids. The transcript has 8 exons. Lineage: Eukaryota; Metazoa; Mollusca; Gastropoda; Planorbidae. The record is from RefSeq and is a predicted model, not a curated record.
GCCCUUGUGAUGUUUAUUGCAUUGUCAUGAGAGAAUUUGAAAUAUUUGUAACAAAUAUUUGACCUGAUCUAUUCCGAACUCACUAGUUUUCUAUAGACAAUCGUUGGCCUCGCCUUUACGUGUUGAAAUAUAAACGUAGGCUUGAAAAUAUGAUAAUUGGGUUUAUUUUCAACAUUUUAUGAGUUGAUUGGUAUCAAAAUAAUUUUUUACCCACACGCAGAGCAGCCAUUACGACAUUAGUUAUUUGGAGUGGGGGGGAGCACUAGUUAUUUGGAGUGGGGGAGAUCACUCUUGUUGAUCGCAAAACAAAUGAUCUCCCCAGCCAUUACACUUCCAAAGUGAUCUAGUUUUAAUUGAUCGCAGUUAAUUGUGUACUCUAGACAAGGCUAAUUGAAGCCAAGCACGCCAAUACGUUGAAUCCAUUCAGUCCACUGCCAGGCCAGCUUUGUGACUUAAUUGUGUUCGAAGACUUUUAACACUUCGUUAUUUGAGAUGGAAGAAACGUGUAUGGGAAAUACUUGAAAACCUGACCUGCUAAAUUUAAAUAUAUAUAAAAAAAAGGAAAAGAUUAAAGAGAAAUGGGCGGGGAUAGAAUGAAAAGAUUUAUGAACUCCUGUUCGAACACAUAGAUUUACUCCUUCUUUUAAUUUAUUACUCCCUUUUGUGUAACGGGAGGUAUCAAAAGUGGCCAGAUUUUCAAUAACCCCCAAGGCAAACCUAUACAUUGUCUCGGCUGGUUUCGAAUGAUAUUAGUUUCAAAUCCAGUGACUGACUGAAAUUACAGUCCGCGACUCCGCAUUUGUUCUUUGCGUCUCAAAGCACGCCUUAAAGCGAAGAGUGACACACCCAUAUACAUAUAACAAGGAUGCAGGAGACAGAAAGAGUUGUCCCUCUUGACAUCGCCCAGCUGAGAAAAACACAGAGGAGAGUCGCUGCCCUUCUUCAGUCUGUGCGAAAUUCGGGAGAUCUGUCUACAGGUAAACACAAAAGGUCCAGUUUGACUCAGGCCUACAACAAACUAGACCCUAGACAUGAUCAGGACAAGUGGGGCUAUUCUCCUCGACCCCCGAACCCCAGUGCGGCAAGCCGGGACUCCUACGGCAACACCAGAGAAAACACCUACAGCGAUAUCAGGAGGUUAAUAAACACCAUGAAACCAUCGGCACAGCCAGACCAGGGGAGCAGUACACUUCGGACCGGUCUCCAUGACGGUCAGCUACAACCUCCGCUGACCAAUGGCACCAGCAGGGUCACAAGUCACGUGAAACGGAAUACUGAGUCAGAUGUGAACAAUGGCUACCUUUCGUCAUCAAGACUUCCCGAUGUCAACCUAAAUGAAAGAAGUGAUGAUGUCCCAUCUGACAGUAAUGCGAACAUUGAUCGGCUCCGGUUUCCUGAAAUCGACAAAGCUGGCAGCCUUGUUGGCACAAACAAUGGGCCUGUUGGCAGGGGAGAUAACCUAAAAUAUAAAGGAAGUUUUUCCGAAAGAAUGCUCUCCCCGAUCAAGGAUACCCCAGUGGAAAGAAACUUCAGUUUUAUUUCAGAGAAAACGGGAGGUUCUCUCAGAAUGGACGAAGACUAUGUACCCAUGCAGAUUACCAUUACAAAACUGUCUGAUGCUGACCAGUAUGGUGCUUCUGAUGACCAUACAGGCUGGACACUAGAUAACCCAAUGAAAAAAUUGGACGGUGCAAAUAGUCCAAGCAGUUCCGGAUCUAGCUCUCCAAUCAAUUUCAUGGCGAGGCUGGGCUCUGCCAGUUGGUGCACGUGCGCCAGGUCAGACAAGGCUACCACUCCCUGCACGGAGUGCCGCAGAAUAGGCGGCCACGAGAAAUGGUGCGUGUCUGCGUCGGGUCUUUGUCAGCACUGCAGAAAACCGGUGAAGAGACUCGGCACAAGACAGAGGCGUCUCCCAGAAAUCAGGAAUAACAGAGGCAGUGAAGAGGCUGAGGACGAGCUGUCAGGCUUCCAAAUCAAGAACAAAUCCACCUCCAGGAUAGAGAGACAAAGACAGAGAGAACAGAGAGAAAGGUUCGAACACGAACUAAAUCGAACAUCUCCAGGAGCUCAACAGAAUCAAAGAGUUCGCUUCGAGGACGAAUCGGAUAAAAAUAAACUCCAGCAGCCUGACGUCGGGGCUAAUGCUUCAGACGCCUUCCUAGGUGACACCAAUCACAAGAAGAGCAUGGUCGCUGGCAAAGCUAGAAACCCCAACGACGAUCAAGUUGUCAGAAUUCCCAAGCUUGGUGUCAACGUCCAUAAAACGGCCUACAUUCUGGCUCUGCAUGACUCCAUGGAACAAACCGCGAAGAAAAAAUCGAAAGUCAAAGACAAAAAGAAACACCGACUUCCGCAAGAGAGUGAAACCAAAGGGACAGUAUUCUCCUAUUUUACUCUAUUAAAAAGACCGCAUUCCGAUCCACCUCACCCACUGAACAUUGGCAUCAAACAAAACUUUGGCGCUGUUGUCAAAGACGGGAUGAAACAUGUGUUUGGAAGCAUCAAAUUCGCAGAUUAUUAUCCCGGGGGUAAAAGGUGGAAAGAAUUGUACGAAUCUUAAAACAUUCUGUAAAUUUAAGUGUUAUAUAUUUACGGGGGAAAAUUAGAAACCAAUAAAGAAAACUGUAAUUGUUAAAUCGAUCUUCGUGGGCAAUCCCAAGGCUUGAUGGGAUUAGCCAUCAUCACUAACGGCAAGCAGGGGCUACAAGUUCAAUGCUGAUCGUAUAGACAGCAUACAAAUUAGUAAAAUAUAAAGUAUAUCUGGUUCACUUCUUUUGAACAACUAAAUAGGUUAAAAUAUCAGAUUGCACCAGGGCCGGACUUACGCAUAGAUAAACUAGGUAGCCGCCUAAGUGCCUCCGAUUGAUGGGGACCUCGCAUGGAGCUCUAAAAUAAUUUUUUAGAGAAGAAAUAGCUUGACUUGUGCCCAAUGCUAUUGUUGGAGUGCACUAGGUUAUGGAAACAGAUGUUGGGACAGUUGGAGAGACUCGUCAAGAACCGAGACGCCUGGAGGAAGCUGGUUGGUGGUCUAUGUGGCCUAUGAGAUGACAAUAGGUUUUAAAUAAAUUGCGACUUUUUAAAAUAUUUAUUUAUUCUUUAAUUUUCUAUUUCCCAUGGGGCACCUAAUUCCUUUUGCAUAGGGCCUCCUAUUAUCUAAAGCCGGCUAUGUUUCCCACGCGGAUGGAAGUAAUUAUUUAAAGGUAAACUUUUUGAUUUUGGCAAAAUCCUCUUAUAAAACGCAUUAAAAAUGUCUAAUUACUUUGAAGAAUAUGUUCCAUAUACAAUAACUGUUCUAUAUAUGUGUGAAUAGAACUGCAACUAGUAGUUAAUAAGAUUAAUAAUCAUUCAUGUAUUUAUUGUAUAAUGAUUAAUAUAUAUGAUGACUUUGGUUUGUUGAACAAACUGAAUAAAGUAUUGAAGUCGAAA